Molecule: messenger RNA, 1138 nt
Organism: Heteronotia binoei (common prickly gecko)
Lineage: Eukaryota; Metazoa; Chordata; Lepidosauria; Squamata; Gekkonidae
Product: vitelline membrane outer layer protein 1 homolog
Exons: 4
Coding region: 214-627 (137 amino acids)
Source: RefSeq, a predicted model, not a curated record
ACAGCAGAACAGCGGCUGUGCUGCUGAUGACUGCCAAGCCUGAUAUCUCCCUGCCCUGCCCUGCCCACACUCACAUAUCACUGCUCUGCUGGCUGUUUGACUGGCCUACGGCGUGUGGACGGUGGCACUAGACCUGAGAAGAAACCCUGAAUUCUUGCGGCUGCUGUUCUUCAACCACAUUUCCACCACUCAAGUCAGCAAGGACUAUGUGAAAUGGGUCUUUCCACAAGCACUGUGCUUUUCAUUCUCCUGUCCUGCUACUGCUGCUGGGUUACGGCAUACCACCACGUCUUUGAUCCUUCUUCUGUUUCAGAGAUCCUUGUUUCAAAUGGUGGACAAUGGGGCUACUGGGGACCUGAUCAAUAUUGUCUAAAUGGACAUGCUAUUGGUUUCUCACUGAAGAUAGAGCCUUAUCAAGGAGGUGACCAAGACAGUGAUGAUACGGCUCUGAAUGGCGUCCGUCUGAUGUGCUCUGAUGGUACAUUUAUUACAUCUAGUUUUUCCAGAGACUUCACCAGACUGCUGUGGGAAUCAGCGGGCAGGGAAAAGAUCAUCUCCCCAAGUGGGCCUCUUGACAGAUCCAUCCCAUUGCCAGCCCAGCUGCAGAAAAAGAUGUCUGUUUCUUAAGUUAAUUCCUUUGUUUUUCUUCAGCAGGUGGGGUACUUGGUCUGGGCAAUACUAUUGCCCUUCAGGUGGUAGAUUGGUGUCCUUCGCUUUGAGGGUAGAGAUACCCCAAGGGUUUGGGGAUGACACGGCAGCCAACAACAUCAAGUUUCAAUGUGACGAUGGUCACGUGCUGAUCGGCAACUCACAUACCUGGGGUGUUUUUGGAGAAUGGAGUGACAGCUGCAACAGUGGAAUAUGUGGGCUACAGACAAGGGUGGAGGCAGAGCAAGGGCCCAGUGACGACACAGCACUUAAUGAUGUGGUAUUCUACUGCUGUUAAUGGAAACAGAGCACUUCUUCCCUGUUUAACAACAUUCCUGCCUGUUAGUGUUACUGCGGGUUUACUAGAUCCCACCUUGAUCCAGUUCAAGGUGGGAAGUGGAACACUUCUGUAGAAUAUCCCCUGUCAAAGCUUACUGCAAAACAUAUUGGGAUCCGCAAGAGAGAAAUAAAUUUUGUUUUCUGCACCUGC